UUGGAAGCUAUAGUUGAUCGCCAUCGACAGCUAUUAUGUUGUGUAGAGUUAUUACAUUCAGCAUAUUCGGAGUCUUCACUUUGCAACAUACUCACAAGUUCUAUGCUCAUUUGCUUCACUGGAUUUAAUGUCAUGGCAUACGACAAUCUGCUCAUCGUGAUACCCUUUAUUGCAUUUUUAUUUAUGGUUAUUGGGCAAAUAUAUCUACUAUGUUAUUAUGGUGACCUUAUUCUCAGAUCAGUAAGUAUCUUUACAUAUGAAUAA
Parnassius apollo (apollo) is the source of this 264-nucleotide messenger RNA. NCBI's taxonomy places the organism in Eukaryota, Metazoa, Arthropoda, Insecta, Lepidoptera, Papilionidae. The record is from the annotation of a GenBank genome assembly.